AUGUGCGGGCCUACAGGUCGUAGUGUCUGCGUUAUACCCUCGUGCUGCAAACAUCGCAAAGCACAGAAAAGAAAAGGAAAACCCGACUACUACACGGAUAUUAUGACCUAUUCCGUGCUCGCCGCCGUAGUACAGGAUGGAGACAUUCGGGAACUGUUGAAAAUUCUCUAUAACCGCGAGGACGCUGUAGACAUCGACCAGAAGAACCACGUCGGCCUCACCGCGCUGCACCAUGGAGUCCUCAGCAACAACCUAGACACCGUCAAGAUCCUCCUGUCGCACGGCGCCCAGGUGAACGUCCCGGACGUGCACGGGCUCACGUCGUUGCACACUGCGGCGGCAUGCGGAUUCUUACAGAUCGUCAGCCUGCUCGUGUUGUUUGGCGGGGACGUCUUCUGCAUGACGCGGGAGCUCGAGCUGCCCAUCGACCUGGCGAAGGACGUGAACGUCGUCAGGCUGUUGUCGCAGGAGAUGACCAGACGGCUCCAUUCGGAGGUGUACGUCUCCUCGUAUCUUCUCAGGAAAGUGUUCGAGUUGUGGAUACUGUUUAAGAGGCUUCUGGCGUGGAUAUUGAUCACCAUUGUUAGAAAGGUGAUACAGGUGUGGAAUAAUUUCAAAAUGAAACAGGAGUGA
This is a messenger RNA of Gigantopelta aegis, 633 nucleotides long. Its product is annotated as protein phosphatase 1 regulatory subunit 12A-like. The transcript has 2 exons. The record is from RefSeq and is a predicted model, not a curated record. Gene Ontology annotation, cellular component: cytoplasm. Gene Ontology annotation, molecular function: phosphatase regulator activity; protein binding; enzyme inhibitor activity. Lineage: Eukaryota; Metazoa; Mollusca; Gastropoda; Neomphalida; Peltospiridae. Bases 1 to 633 code for a protein of 210 amino acids.